CGCGCACCCAUCCCUUUUAUUUAUUUAUUUUUUUUUACUUCCGCCCGCAGUCGUCAACGUGACGCAGCUCGAACCGGUCGCUUCAACAUUUUUCCCCCCGUGUCGGUUCUUGUGUCGCUUUUUUAUUUUUAAUUUUUGUUUAUUUUCGUGGGGAAGGGGGUGGUUUGAAAAAAAAAAUUGCGCCGUGUUUUGUUUGUUUAAAAAAUUGAUUCUUUUCAAGUUAAAAAAGAAAAAAACAAAAAGAUUAGUGCCAUCUAAGUGACGCGUGAUUGGGAUGAAAAUGUGAAUUUCGGAAUGGAUUCGAAUUGAAUCGGAGCCUUGCGAAAAGUCGUUUGAAAUCGCAUCACUUUUGGACGCAAAGUUUGCAAUUCUAUUGUUUUGAUUCACAAUGAACAGCUGGUCGUCGACGCCCGUUUUCCUGCGUUUCUUCCUCAUCAUCAUCGGUUUCGGUUGGCAGUGGAUGAUCGAAGCGCACAAGGGACGACAUCACAACUCUAAAGGAACGGCGGCAGCAGGACCCACUUUGCUCGGCCAUUGGGAUGCUAAUAACGUUGCGGACAAGAGCUACGCCAAUGGAAGCAGCGAAGCGGCCGGACAUCAAAGAGCGCCCCUCUUUGACUGGGAAUCGAGUCCAUUGCCGAGUUGGUCGUCGUCGAUGGACUCGUUGCGCACGGGACACGCCGAACACGGACAUCAACGCAUUCAAGAAGUGACGACCACUUUGGGCCAAACGGCUUUUCUUCACUGUCGUGUUCGCUACCUGGCCGACAGACGAGUACUUUGGAUGAGGCAAAGAGAUUUGCAUAUACUGACGUCUGGACUUCACACGUACACCAACGAUUGGCGAAUUUCGGCCGUUCACGUGACGGUCCGUCAGCCACCGCAAGGCGGACCGGUCGUUCCGGCUAAUGGAGAGGAUGUCUCUUCAUCGCCGUCGUUUGCGCCGGUGGCCAAUGGCAACGCGGCCAUGGCAUCGUCUGCAUCUCGAAACGCUUCCGGCCCAGCAGAUUCGUCUUCCUCCGUCUGGGACGACGAGGACGGCGUCUGGAGUGAAUGGACUCUGAGGAUCCGUUCGACAGAGGCCAAAGACGCCGGCCUUUACGAAUGUCAAGUGAGCACUGAGCCCAAAAUCUCCAAGAUCUACCGACUUCACGUUGUCGUUUCGAAAGCGUCGAUUCUCGGCAGCGCCGAACUCUUUGUCAAGAAAGGCAGCGACAUCAAUUUGACUUGCGUGACGCUGACUGAAGAGCAUCAACCGCCUUCGCAGAAUGCGCCGAUGGGCGUCAACAAGACGCCGCACUAUUUCACGUGGCACCACAACGGACAGGUGCUGAAUUAUUCGGCUCGCGGCGGGAUGAGCGUGACGACGGACACGAUCGAUGGUCAGAGUCGUCUGCUCUUGGCCAGAGCGGCACCUCGUGAUUCUGGCAAUUACACGUGCGUGCCAGGCCCGGGAGCCACACCGGCCUCUGUCACCGUCCACGUCCUCAACGGUGAACAACCGGCGGCCAUGCAGAGAGAUAAUGCUGCAUGCCUUGUGACACCUUGGUGGACUUCAUUGCCGGGCAUAGUUGCCCGCACGUCUACCGUCUCUUGCUGGACGGCUCUGCUCACAUUGGCCGUUUCGUCGUCUUGGUUAACUCGAUCUCAACUCUGUGAUGUCACUUGACAACCGUCGUCGUCUCCCAUAUAAAAGUUUGAAGUUUUUGUCAACUCUGUUUUGUUUGCUCUUUCUACGCGUAUUCGUUUUCAAUGUUUCUCAUUUUAGAUUCAAGUCAAAAAACAAAAAAAAAAUGAUUUUUAAACACAUUAUUAAUUAAUUUAUUUUUUUCAAUUUAUGUUCCUCAAAGUCGAAUUUCUCAUUCCUGAAAAAAAACAAAACAGUCAUCGAUAUUCUUUUGCUGUGAGUAUUUAUGAAUAUAAUUAUACUAAAUAAGGUCGUCCUUUAAUCUACCAAAUACGGUACACAUGAAUUUGGGGAGAAGGGACCGCUGCGUGUUCUGACUGUCAUGUCGUUUGUUACGCGGAGGAACAUCAUCGCCUCCCGUUUUUUUUUCUUUUCAUUUUCUCCUUUAAAUUCAUUUUGAACAGUCCACCAGCCUACAUUUAUAAUCCAUAAAUAUUUAUAUAUAAAUAAAUAUAAAUCCCGGCCCCCCUCAAA
This is a messenger RNA of Daphnia magna, 2161 nucleotides long. RefSeq lists its product as uncharacterized. The record is from RefSeq and is a predicted model, not a curated record. Gene Ontology annotation, cellular component: neuron projection membrane. The coding region runs from base 389 to 1669 and encodes 426 amino acids. Lineage: Eukaryota; Metazoa; Arthropoda; Branchiopoda; Diplostraca; Daphniidae. Gene Ontology annotation, biological process: synapse organization. The transcript has 7 exons.